Messenger RNA from Prunus armeniaca (apricot), 429 nucleotides. Lineage: Eukaryota; Viridiplantae; Streptophyta; Magnoliopsida; Rosales; Rosaceae. The record is from the annotation of a GenBank genome assembly.
AUGUGGCUAGGGAACGAGCCGUCCAACAGGAGGACUAGGCUCACCAGCACACACAGCAGAAUCCUCAAUACUGGGGCGCCUACCCUGUUAAGGGUCUACAAAACACCCCUUCAAAGGUGCUCGGGUUCCGAUCAUAUCCAAGUAUCCAUAUCCACUGUUUCCAAGUAUCAGUAUCCAAAGAGAGGUACAUAUGACAGUGCACAUCAUGUAUCGGGGAAAACAAUCCAACAUGGGGAUUGUUUGGCUGAACCACACGGAGGAAUCCUCAACAACCAUGUGGCCAGGGACAAGCCGUCCAACCGGGGAACUGGGCUCACUAGCACGCACAGCAAAAUCCUCAAUACUCGUGCAUCUGUGACAACUCCUACUCGCGCAGACUACCCGCUAAAGGUCUAUAGUAACACCCCGUCAAGGGUGCCCAGAUUCUGA